Messenger RNA from Phycodurus eques (leafy seadragon), 1105 nucleotides. Its product is annotated as low affinity immunoglobulin gamma Fc region receptor III-like. Gene Ontology annotation, molecular function: transmembrane signaling receptor activity. Bases 52 to 936 code for a protein of 294 amino acids. Gene Ontology annotation, biological process: cell surface receptor signaling pathway. The transcript has 5 exons. The record is from RefSeq and is a predicted model, not a curated record. NCBI's taxonomy places the organism in Eukaryota, Metazoa, Chordata, Actinopteri, Syngnathiformes, Syngnathidae.
CUCUUGAAAUAAAAGUUGGCUGCUUCCCAUCAAGAAAAGGAAAAGUCAACCAUGAUAGCCACGAUAUCCUUUCUUGUUCUUUCCACUCUACCAACGCUCGUAGUCCCUGCCGAGACCUCGUACGGCGCAAUAGCAGAGUUGGUGUCGGGAUAUUCCCGGGUCUUCUCUGGGGAACGCGUCCAGCUCAGAUGCAGCAUUCCCGAUGGCCGCAGGUCCACGUGGAAUUAUUUGUGGUUCAAGGGAUCCAAGCGCCUCGCGCAUCACGCACAGAUGUUGACUCUGAAGGGCUCCCUUAACGACAGUGGAGUUUUUCAGUGCCAAGGAGUCAAGGACACGGCUGUGGGAAACAUAUAUACGCUCAAAAGUCCCCCUGUAGACAUAAAUGUGGACGGAGGUUGGGCCAUCCUCCAGGUCCCGCAGCUUCCCGGCCUCGUCGGAGGGACCUUGAACAUGAUGUGUCGCGUCCGCGGCCGCCGCCAAUAUCACGAGGUGAUUUUGUACAAAGAUGGCGUGGAAGUCAUUAGGCAACGUGGCUUUAACCCACAACUGAGCUUGCCCCAAUUGAGCACGGAGGACCAAGGACUGUACACCUGCAGGGUGUCUUGGGACACCGACAGACAAACUCAUUCAGCGAUUUCAAAUGACAUUCAAGUGAAUGUCUUAGAGGUUCUGACACAGCCCGUGCUUGAGGUCAUCGCAGACAACAACCUACUUCCCAUGGAUCUGAUGAAGCUCAUUUGCCAUCUCCAGUACAACGCCCGCGCUCCAGCGCCUCCCGUAAACUACUACUUCUACAAGGAUAACAGGCGGUUGGGGCUAGCCACGUCUGAGAACUUUGACCUGGUCAAACGGAGACCGGGCCUGUACAGCUGCAAGGUCAAGGUUCCCCAGCUGCGCCUCUGCAAGUGGAGUGAGGCUGAACCAUUUGAAGAGUGACGAAGACAUGACAGUAAAAAAUAUGCCAGAUUUUGGCUGAAGAUGAUACCUCCAAUUCUUUGUUCAAGAGAUGUAAAACCUGUUGUAAAACAGUUCCUCAUCUCAUAUUUAUCCUGUUAAUUAUAAUUAUGAUGAACUGAACAAAGUAAUAAAACAUAUCCAAAUCACA